AAUAUCAGAUGGUGGCGAGUUAUGGUGUUCGGACUCGCGCUCCUGCAUACUAUUAAAAGAUCGUCAAAUACUGUUCUGAUGUUGACUGGGGAAUUAGUAAUGCCUAUCAUCAUCGUUCAACUUAUUCGUACAUCUCAGUACUUCUAUAGUAUAUAUGAAGUAUAG
Periconia digitata is the source of this 165-nucleotide messenger RNA. NCBI's taxonomy places the organism in Eukaryota, Fungi, Ascomycota, Dothideomycetes, Pleosporales, Periconiaceae. The record is from the annotation of a GenBank genome assembly.